UCUGUGUAUUCUGUAUAUAUCAAGCCAAGCCUCACAAUGCUGCGUUUACUAAACCAAGUGGCUUAGUAAUUUGCAGUGAUUUCACUGUUCCCACACCUCCCUCUCUGUGGUGGACUCGCUCAGUGAGGCAGUGCAGCACUCAGACAGCUCUGAUGGCAGAGCGGAGCAGGUGGGCUGCAUGAGAGGAGAAACUAACAUCACCUGUUUCGCUAAUCUAGAACAGCGGAGGACAAAAAAAGAAGGAGGAGCAGAGUCUUUGGAGAGCUGAGGUCUCGCUGUGUCUACCGGUCCCGCCCUACUCUCUCUUACAAGCACGCACACAGACACGCUCUCCCCUUGCCUCUCCCUUCUUCCCUCCCUGUUUGUCUCCUCCACUCUCCAAUGCUGGUGUGGUGAACAGCAGGACACUCUCAGCUGAGCUGCAUGGAGGCACAGGGAGGGGCAGGGAGCCCAGAGCCCAACAAAGACAUCCAGAAGCUGCUGAAGCCCUCAAGCUCAGGUGACCUAUCCAAGGAGUUGUUCCAGCACCCAGCAGGGGAGGGGGAGGAGGGUGGCCUGUCAGGGCACACUGCUAGCCUGCUGCACAUCACUGAGAAGAGACAACCACUGAGUAGUGUGUCUUCUUUGGAGGUGCACUUUGACCUCCUGGAUCUGACUGAGCUGACUGACAUGUCUGACCAGGAAUUGGCUGAAGUUUUUGCUGACUCUGAUGAAGAGAACCACAAUGAGUCCCCAGCAGGUAAGGUUCCCACCAGCCUGUGCUGCCCAGAGGUGGGUACACGCGCUCCCCCUCGUGGACACGCUGCAGCAAAGUUGAGCCCCCACGAGAGAGAAAGCACCACAGCGACUCGGACACCGCAGAGCCCUUAAUGAAGCUGGAAAGGCCGAAGCAGCUGUGAUAUCUGAUGUGAAACAGCUGGACCGCAGAGAGAGAGAAAACCCAGAGCCAGAUGGACACAACCAGAGUGGAAACACAACGCGGACCAAGAGGCCCCCAUCUGCCACUGUGCACUCACAUAACGUUUCAUGGUGCUGAACAGUUCAGGUUGAACUCUGGACAACAUGCUCUGUGCUCUAACUAAAGAUGUUGAGAUGUGCAAAACACACACUCUCCUUCUCUCUCCCUCUCCUCUCUCUCGCUCUCUUUCUCACACACACACAAACACACACAAUCAUUGUGGUUUUCAUGCAAGGGGUUCUUAAUGCACUCUGGGCUGCCAGAUGAUUUUAAGCUUUGUUUUUUGAAUGACAGACAGGGUAUGAGGUCAGCAGAAUAAUAACAGCACCUCCAUCCUUACAGCCUCUCAGGGUGGGAAAUAGCCUAGACAGCAAGAUUGGUUCCUAAAUUGUGUCCAUAGCGUGUGGCCAGACCUUCCAUGUGAAGUACAGACACUGGGAUUCACAUUGAAUUACCAGGAUAUGAUUUGAAACAUAAAUCAGCAGAGCUGUUCAAAGUAAAAUAUCACACUGAGGCUACUUAAUGUGUUGGCUUGAAAAUGUGACAGUGUUUUUUUCUGUUGCCUGCAAUGAAGGUUACUUGAUCAGUGAAAGUGGACGUCAGUGAGGCCAUGCUCUUUAUAUCCACAACACAGGGGCGUAAGCACAAAAUUCUGGACCCUGCACGAAAACAUUCUCUAUGGGCCCCUCUCCACAUCCACGGCUAUUCAUUCUAGUAUCUUUGUGGGCCCUCCUCACAUGAGGGCCCUGCAUACUCAGUCCCCUCUGUACCCCCAGUCCUACGCCCCUGCCAUCACACCUUCUUCAUCUUAAUGAAGAAUGUGUGUUAUUAUAAUUGCCUAAAUGAAAAACUUUGCAAUUCUCUCACUGAAUUGUAUUUACAGUGCCCCCCAGAAUUAUUGGCAUUUGGUGCAGAUGACGCAAAAGAUAAACAGACCAAGUAGCAAGCUAUAUGCAACACACUUUUCCAUACUCAAGUACUUUUUUUCCAAAAUAUGUUUAGAUGGAUGUUGUCAGAUUUCUUUGUCGUUUUUAAAAAUGCCAGAAUUGCUGCUGCUAAGGUAAUUAGAGUUGGCCCUGCAAAGUUGGUAGUCAAAUUCCAUUAACUUGAUGGGGAAUACCUGAGGCACUUAGAAAUGAAGGGAGAAUCGCAUCAUAGUCCGGAUGACUUCAGUAAGAUUUGCACGAAUGCCAAAAAUACAACAAAGUGCCAACAAUUUUAUAAUCAUCUUUUAAAAGAUGAAGUUAACUUGUGAUGCAAUAUUUCACAUCUUUCUAAGCAAAGGUCAUAGCUGAUUGCUUGAUUUAUUUAUCUCACGUGUAGCUUGUCUAUACCAGGUGUGCCAAUAAUUAAUAAUAAUGAUGUGACAGAUGGAUCAACAGUGACACUGGGAUGAAUGAAGAAUAAAUAAGUCUUGAAAAAGUA
Molecule: messenger RNA, 2383 nt
Organism: Siniperca chuatsi (mandarin fish)
Lineage: Eukaryota; Metazoa; Chordata; Actinopteri; Centrarchiformes; Sinipercidae
Gene: dbndd1
Product: dysbindin domain containing 1
Exons: 4
Coding region: 424-870 (148 amino acids)
Biological process (GO): negative regulation of protein kinase activity
Cellular component (GO): cytoplasm
Source: RefSeq, a predicted model, not a curated record